AUGGCCUCUCUUGAAUGUUGGAGGAAGGGACACAAUGUCAGUGUUCUUGAAAAAUCCGAUAAGAACUCAACAAUUGGCGAUGUACUUUUCAUUGGCCCAUCAGCAUGGACCACUCUAAAGGACUACCCGACAAUGCUGAAGGAGUACUAUGAUAACUCAUGGGAUAACUACUGUUCCUUUAGAAGACUUGAUGGAACACUGAUCGUGCCUCCGCAGGAGUUUGAGUAUAACAGAUCAGAUGUCCCACACCACGCUGCCUGGCCCCUGAGAGUCAGGUCCAUGAGAUUGGGAAUCUCUGUGACUUUCAAUGUCAACAUUGUCGACUACAUCGAGAACAACAACGAACGUUCAGCCACAGUUGUCGCAAGUGACGGUCGCCGCUUCAACGCUGAUAUCGUUGUUGCUGCGGAUGGACUCGGCACGAAGUCUCACGAGGCUGUCAUGGGAGAGGGAUUCGUCAUCUGCCGCAUUUUCUAUCGCCUGGAUCCUGAAAAGAAUGCGGAUUUGUACCGAGAACUCGGGGGCCUCAAGCGCCCCGACUUGCGUGCCCAUUCAGGGGAUCAUUUUCACUGCGUCCUCAGUACCGCUAACGACUCCAUUGUUAUUGGCGUUACUCUACCUGAUGACGGCACUGCCCAAGAAUCUUGGUCUGAGACCAUCACUGGUGAGGAGUUUAUCAACAAACUCCCAGAUACCGAGACCUGGGACCCGUUGAUCAUCAAAGCAAUUCGCAACAUCCCUGAGAACAGCAUUGUCAAGUGGCAGCUGUGUUGGAGAGAUCCGCAGACGAAGUGGACGUCCCCUGGUGGUCGCAUCGUCCAGCUAGGCGACAGUGCUCAUGCCUUCAUCCCGUCUUCAACCUCUGGUGCAACUACCGCGCUGGAAGAUGCCCAAUCACUAGCCGAGUGCCUUCGACUGGCUGGCAAGACGGACGCUCACAUUGGAACUAAGGUCCAUGAGCUUCUUCGACUCCGUCGGGCAUCAAUUCUUCAACGCCUUGGCUUCGCUAAUAGGCGCGAAAUGCAUCGCGCGGGCGGCAUGGAAGAGGUCAUGAAGCAUGCUCCCAAGGGCGGACCCAUGGGUCUCGGAAAAUGGAUCUGGACGCACAAUGCAGAAGCAUAUGCGACGGAAAGGUUUGCUGAGGCUCGUGCACACUUGACGGAGGGUGCCUCGUUCGAGCAUACGAAUCUGCCCAAGGGAUUCAAUUGGCAGCCUUGGUCUAUGCAAGAAGAACUGGAAAAGGAGAAACAGGGAAUCAAUACGCCUGACUUGAAGCUAAACGGAGAUUGGAGUAUCUACUAA
Molecule: messenger RNA, 1302 nt
Organism: Colletotrichum truncatum
Lineage: Eukaryota; Fungi; Ascomycota; Sordariomycetes; Glomerellales; Glomerellaceae
Product: FAD binding domain protein
Molecular function (GO): monooxygenase activity; FAD binding
Source: RefSeq, a predicted model, not a curated record